Molecule: messenger RNA, 1881 nt
Organism: Anastrepha obliqua
Lineage: Eukaryota; Metazoa; Arthropoda; Insecta; Diptera; Tephritidae
Product: catalase
Exons: 3
Coding region: 138-1658 (506 amino acids)
Biological process (GO): hydrogen peroxide catabolic process; response to hydrogen peroxide
Cellular component (GO): peroxisome; cytoplasm; mitochondrion
Molecular function (GO): heme binding; catalase activity
Source: RefSeq, a predicted model, not a curated record
AAGGACUUUGAGUUCUGAAUUGUAUAUCAUUUUGGGAGCUUAGUAAGUUUUAUAUCGUUUUCGAUUCUGAUUUAAUUGUUCGGAGUUUGUGUGCCGUUUUUGUUUGUAUUCAACGCUCUUAACUAAUUUUUUACUAAAUGUCUAACCGUGACGCAGCCAGCAACCAGCUAAUUGACUACAAAAAUAAUUUAUCGGCUUCUCCUGGCAUUAUUACUACAGGAGCUGGUAACCCGGUCGGUAUUAAGGAUGCCACUCUAACUGUGGGCCCAAGGGGUCCCGCUCUGUUGCAGGAUGUUAACUUUUUGGAUGAGUUGGCUACCUUUGACCGUGAACGUAUACCUGAGCGUGUUGUCCAUGCUAAAGGCGCAGGCGCUUUUGGCUAUUUCGAAGUAACACACGAUAUUACAAAAUAUUGUGCAGCUAAGGUUUUUGAAAAGGUACAUAAGCGGACGCCGAUCGCUGUACGUUUUUCCACAGUUGGUGGAGAAAGUGGAUCCGCUGACACCGUUCGUGACCCGCGUGGUUUUGCUGUUAAAUUCUACACCGACGACGGCAUUUGGGAUUUGGUUGGCAAUAACACUCCAAUUUUCUUUAUUCGUGAUCCGAUUUUGUUUCCCAGUUUUAUCCAUACACAGAAGCGCAAUCCUCAAACUCAUUUGAAGGAUCCAGACAUGUUCUGGGACUUUUUGACUCUUCGGCCGGAAAGUACUCACCAGGUAUCCUUUUUGUUUAGCGAUCGUGGAAUUCCCGAUGGUUUUCGUCACAUGAAUGGUUAUGGUUCUCAUACCUUUAAGUUAAUUAAUUGCAAAGGCGAGCCGGUAUAUGCCAAGUUCCACUACAAAACAGAUCAGGGCAUUAAAAAUCUUGAUCCAAAGGUUGCCCAAGAUCUAGCAGCAAGUGAUCCUGACUACAGUCUUCGAGAUCUAUACGAUUCUAUUAAGAAUGGUAAUUAUCCCAGCUGGACGUGGUACAUUCAAGUGAUGACAUUUGAUCAGGCCAAGAAAUUUAAGUAUAAUCCAUUUGAUGUAACAAAGGUUUGGAGUCACGCAGACUUUCCACUUAUACCGGUUGGAAAGAUGGUGCUCGAUCGAAAUCCGACCAAUUACUUCGCAGAAGUGGAGCAAAUCGCUUUCAGUCCAGCACAUUUGGUACCGGGCAUUGAACCAUCGCCUGAUAAGAUGUUGCAAGGUCGACUUUUCUCAUAUUCUGAUACACAUAGACAUCGCUUGGGACCUAAUUACUUGCAGAUUCCCGUUAAUUGUCCUUAUCGCGUUAGCGUGAAGAACUUUCAGCGUGACGGUGCAAUGCGUGUUAACGACAAUCAAGGUGGCGCUCCUAACUACUUCCCGAACUCAUUCUCUGGGCCUGAGGAAAGUGCUCGUGCAAAGAGCUUGAUGCCGUGUUGCCCUGUACAGGGUGACGUAUAUCGCUUCAGCAGCGGUUUCACUGAAGAUAACUACAGCCAGGUGACCGAUUUCUGGGUUUAUGUGUUGGACGAUAAAGCUCGCCAGCGUCUGGUAGCUAAUAUUUCUGGCAGUUUGAGCAAUGCCAGCCAAUUCAUUCAAGAGCGCGCUGUGAAGAACUUCACCUUGGUUCAUGCAGACUUUGGCAGAAUGCUUACUGAAGCCCUCAACUUGGCUAAAUCUGCUAAAAUCUAAUAAGCGAAUGCUUUUAUUUACUGAGCAAUGAAUUAAAAUACGUGUUAAUACAAGGAACUAUCACUUGGUUGAGGGUCGCUUUCAAAAAAUAUUUCUGUUGAUAUAUUGUCUUUACAUAUAAUAUUCAUUUUUUGUAUUGAAAAAUCGUUUUGGAUUUAAAUACAAGUACUUGUAUAAAUAUAUGUUUUUUUAUAUUUUCAAUAAAUUGAGUAAUAAAAUGCUA